Molecule: messenger RNA, 2217 nt
Organism: Caenorhabditis elegans
Lineage: Eukaryota; Metazoa; Nematoda; Chromadorea; Rhabditida; Rhabditidae
Gene: oac-24
Product: Acyltransferase
Exons: 11
Coding region: 165-2117 (650 amino acids)
Molecular function (GO): acyltransferase activity, transferring groups other than amino-acyl groups
Source: RefSeq, marked reviewed
GUUUUGAACACCAACAGUUCUUGUCUAUGCCUCCUGGCAUUUCUUGUUCCUCCAAAAAAAAGCAUCCCCGUCCGUGUGUGGUCUUUUGUGUUUUGACGGCAGACAGAAAUACAUCACCUUUUGUUGAUAGACUCUAGUGCCACAAAAUUGUGUUCUAAUUUGAAAUGCGAAAGGAUAUACAAUGUCUUCGAGGAAUCGCAAUUGUUUGUGUUUUUAUCUACCACUUAUUUCCAACUUUGUUUGUCAAUGGAUUUCUUGGAGUUGAUGUAUUCUUUGUCAUUUCCGGAUACCUCAUGGCGAAAAAUUUAACGAAGACUAAACUUUCUAAAGUUUCAGAUUUCAUUUCAUUUUAUUAUCGACGAUUUAAAAGAAUUCUUCCCGUAUAUUAUCUGGUGAUUCUAGUCACUGUCAUUCUUUUACGUAUUUAUUAUGAAGAUUUUCUAUGGGGCAACAAUGAUCGGUACGGAUUGGCGUCGUUGUGCUUGGUUACUAAUCAGCUGAUUAUUCACGAUCAAGCCGAUUAUUUUAGAGAGUUCCAAGCCGAGCGAUCUUCAUUGAACAUUUUCGUACAUCUAUGGUCAUUAUCUGUGGAAAUGCAGUUUUAUCUGCUCGUCCCAUUUAUCUUUUUUGGUCUACAACACUACAAAAAAGAAACUUGCAAGCUCAUGACAGUGUCAAUAAUCUCAAUUUUUGGAUUCGUCGGCUUUGCACUUGUCAAUUCUGCAUUUGCAUUCAACUUUAUGUUCCUCAGAUUAUGGCAGUUUUCCGCAGGAUUUAUUGCACUAUUUUGGACGAAAAGUUUCCCAUCUCAAGUGGCUAAAAUAUCAGAAAAAUCCGAAAAUUCUGAUGUUAGUGAAAACAAAUUUCAAAAGUUCUGUUCAGUAAGCAAAGAAGACUCCGUGAUGCUUGCACUGACAGUCAUAUCAUUAUGUGCAUUACCUACAAAAAUUGAUGUUUUGAUUUCAAGGCCUAUGGUAACUGCAGCCACUGCGUUUAUUAUUGCAGUCGAGUCCAAGGAUAAUCAGAUUCUGGAAUCCAGAACACUUUCCUAUAUUGGAGACAUCUCUUAUGUCAUGUAUCUUGUCCAUUGGCCCAUAAUUUCAAUUUUCAUUGAAAGCACUCUGAAAAGUCACUUGUUUUGUAUAAUGAUAACCCUGGUGGCAUCUAUAAUUCUUCAUCAUCUCUUCGAAAAGCAAUAUCUCCAAAUGAACUGGAAGGGAGUUGUCCCAUUGGUUCUUGUGCUGAUACUUGGAAAUGCUUACCUUCAGUACAGUAUUAGAAAUGACAAAUUUUGGCAAAUGUCUGUGCCAGAUGAGAUUCAGGAUAUUGUGGCACAAAAUAAAGUGUUCUUCAAUUACAUUUGGAAAACAGAACCACAAAUUGAUGAGUGUAUUGAGAAGGAACUUGUACCGCCAAGCAACGAGAUUUAUGGGCAGUGCAGGUUUCCGCCGGGUAAAGGGAAUAUGUCAAUAUUAAUGAUUGGAAAUAGUUAUGUGAUGAAUCUUGGUGAACAUAUACGGGCACAUUUUAACUAUAACUACUCGGACUACAGAUAUAUUGCCAUAAGUGAAGGCUACGCAUUGUACACAGAUUCUGCUCUUUCAAGCGGAGCUCUUGAAAUUACUAGGCAACAAGUUGAAAAAUACAAACCAGACGUUCUUCUUAUUGUUGCUCGAUUCUCAGCUGCUUUCAAGACAAAAUAUGAAGAAAAUGAUGGAUAUUUGCAGCAAAUCAAUGAGAAUAUCGCAUUCUAUGAGAAGUUCGUGAAAACCGUAUACAUAUUGGAUGCUCAUCCAAUGUACCCACUAGGAUUCCUUAAUUUGUAUCUCCAUUACUUGAUUCAAAAACCUGACGAGCUGGAGCAUUUAAAUCUGAAUAAGAAGAAGGCUGAGAAAGAGAUGAAUUUUGUGAAAAAGAGGCUGAACAUGAUGAAAUGCACAGAGUGCCAUUUCUUCGAUCUAAGCCACGUGUUCCUUGAAAACGACAAGUAUCUAACUUUUGAUAGAGACACUCAACUUUCCUACGUGGACAACAGUAUACAUCUGACAUCGGCUGGUGUGAAGAAAUGCGAUCCCGUUUUCAAGAAGAUGGCCGAAGAAAUUAUGAGCAAAUUUUGAUAUCAAACUUAAUUUUAAAACUAAUUUUCUCAAGGUUAUUUAUGUUGCCAAAAUUUAUUAUUACGGUUUUUUAAGAGUGGAAAAAUGAAUGUGAAUUUUU